UGCCUUGGUGACUCGCGGGGUCUGUAAGGUCGCCCGGGGCCUGGUCUGGCGGCCCCCCCGGGUCUGUCUCCUGCGGGCCGCGGGGGCCUCUGCGCCUGCGCGCUGCGGAGGCUGAGCCCCGGGUCCCUCACCCCACGAUCUGCAGAAAUUAAACCGAACCUGCGGCUCAGCUGCAGCUCCCGCCCGCACGGGGCCCAGCGGCUGGAAUGAAGCACAUCAACUUGUCCUUUGCAGCCUGUGGGUUUCUGGGCAUUUACCACUUGGGGGCAGCGUCGGCCUUCUGCAAACACGGCCAGAAACUCCUGGAGCAUGUCAAGGCCUUUGCCGGGGCGUCUGCAGGAUCCUUGGUUGCUUCUGUCCUGCUAACAGCACCAGAAAAAAUAGAGGAAUGCAAUGACUUUACCUACAAGUUUGCAGAAGAAAUCCGAAGGCAGUCUUUCGGGGCAGUGACCCCCGGCUACGAUUUCAUGGCCCGACUGAGAAGUGGAAUAGAGGCGAUUCUCCCUCCCAACGCUCACGAGCUGGCCCACAGCCGACUGCAUGUGUCCAUCACCAACACCAAGACCCGAGAGAAUUCCCUGGUCUCAAGUUUCUCCUCCAGGGAGGACCUCAUUAAGGUCCUCUUGGCCAGCAGCUUCGUGCCCAUCUAUGCGGGGCUGAGACCCGUGGAGUACAAAGGGCAGAAGUGGGUGGACGGCGGCCUCACCAACAGCCUGCCCGUCCUGCCCGUGGGCCGCACGGUGACCGUCUCGCCCUUCAGCGGCCGGCUGGACAUCUCCCCGCGGGACACGGGGCAGCUGCCUCUCUACGUCAGCAUCGCCAAGCAGGACCUCGCGCUGUCCGUGGCCAACCUGCUGAGGCUUAACCAGGCCCUGUUCCCACCCAGCCACGGGACAAUGCAGUCUCUGCACCGGCAGGGCUUCCGCGACGCCACGGAGUUUUUAUCUAAGGAAAACUGGCUCGACUAGAGCGCUCGCGGCACGCAGCG
Molecule: messenger RNA, 988 nt
Organism: Miniopterus natalensis
Lineage: Eukaryota; Metazoa; Chordata; Mammalia; Chiroptera; Miniopteridae
Gene: PNPLA4
Product: patatin like domain 4, phospholipase and triacylglycerol lipase
Biological process (GO): triglyceride catabolic process; lipid homeostasis
Cellular component (GO): membrane; cytoplasm; lipid droplet
Molecular function (GO): retinyl-palmitate esterase activity; triacylglycerol lipase activity
Source: RefSeq, a predicted model, not a curated record